This is a messenger RNA of Marchantia polymorpha subsp. ruderalis, 2532 nucleotides long. The record is from the annotation of a GenBank genome assembly. NCBI's taxonomy places the organism in Eukaryota, Viridiplantae, Streptophyta, Marchantiopsida, Marchantiales, Marchantiaceae.
CAAUCGAAAUUGAUGCGCGUGACCUCCAAUUGCAAACCGUGUUAAUUUGGCGCGGCGUCUUUGCUCUCUGUGUCGCUGUGUCUCUUGCCCUUCUCUCUCCUGCUCCUUCUCCUUGUCUCCGAUGGAGGAGGCUCGCAUCGAUCGCAUAUUCUGGAGCUGAGAGAGUCGAGCGCUUCUUGUUGCAGCGGUUCUCGCUUUUGUCUGCCGUUUGGAUACGAGACCAGCUUUGGCGUUAGCUCUCUCGCUAUCUCUCUCUACCCAAUUCCUCGACGACAGGCACAAGGGGAGAGCAAGGCAAGGCAAGGGCAGGGCAGGGCUGCAGGGGACGACAAGGUUGGAGAGAGCACGCGUUUUGCGAGGGAGAUAGGGACGAAGUAAGGCAGGAAGGAAGGAAGGAAGGAAGGGUGAGAGCGAGGGGUUCAGUGGGUUGGCCGGACUUCUGAGCCCACCUUCUCUGCGAGGGAGGUUUCCUGCAGGCGCGAGAUCUGGAGAUCCAGAUUCGAGGUAGAGACUUUGAUUUUUGCUGGCAAUUAGUGUCUUGAUUGGCUCGUCCGUGGGGUUGGUUCCGCGAGGUUUUCCUCGGUGCAGUUUGGGGAGUCUUGCGGAUUCGGUGAUGAGUAGAGUGGACAGGGGCAACGGUGUGAAGGUUGUGGCGAGGUUGCUGGAUUUCUGAUGGUGGUGAGAAGAUCGGAAUAGAGGAUUAGUUUGAAGCAGGCAGAGAUCGGGCCGGGCGGAUCGUUAGAUGAGCGCUUGGAAGGACGUUUGAAUCUCCUGUCGGAUCGAUCGGCUGUUAGAUCGAGUUGCCGCGGUAGGCAGUUCUUUUUGACUGAGGAAGUAACGAGGGGCACUUUUGCAGGGUAAUACAAGAAUGGGGGACUUGGAGUCGCAGGGCAACGAGUUUGAGCAGAAAGCGGAGAAGAAGCUGAAAGGAUGGGGUAUUUUUGGGAGCAAAUAUGACGACGCGGCCGAGCUUCUGGAAAAAGCGGGAAACUCCUACAAACUUGCCAAAGCUUGGGAUAAAGCUGCUGCGGUCUACAUUAAACUUGCGAAUUGUCAUGCCAAGCUUGAGAGCAAACAUGAAGCAGCGACUGCAUUCGUCGAUGCUGCCAACUGUUACAAGAAAACUCAGCCACAAGAAGCAAUUAAAGCUUUGAACACUGGAGUUGCUCUGUAUAUGGAGAUUGGACGUUUGUCUAUGGCUGCGAAAUAUCUGAAGGACAUUGGAGAUAUCUACGGGAAAGAAGAGGAUGCCCAAAAAGCCAUGGAUUACUACGAGAAAGCGGCUGAUCUGUACUCUGGUGAAGAGGCCAAUAGCACCGGCAAUCAAUGCCGGCUCAAGGUGGCCGAGUACGCUGCCGAACUGGAACAAUACCCAAAGGCUAUAGAAAUAUACGAGGUGGUUGCUAGGCAGUCCUUGGAUAGCAAUCUUCUCAAGUACAGCGUAAAGGGUUAUCUUCUGAAUGCAGGCCUAUGCCACUUAUGUGGCAGUGACAUCGUUGCUAUACACAAUGCUUUGGAGAAAUAUCAGGAUUUGGAUCCAACUUUCAGCAAUACACGGGAGUGCAAGUUUCUAGCAGACUUGGCAGCCGCAAUAGAUGAGGAGGAUGUUGGAAAAUUCACUGACGUUGUAAAGGAGUUCGACAGUAUGUCUCGCCUAGACCAAUGGAAAACGAUGCUUCUUUUGCGGGCCAAGAAUGCCCUGAAGGCCAAGGAAAUGGAGGAGGAUGAGCUGACAUAAUGGAGAUUGGCGCAAGGCGGUCGAGAUUAUAUCUCACUCUCCAUCUUUGUUAUUGGCUGGGUUUGGCUGUUCCCUUUGGUUAGAGACGAACAACCAUUGAGACAUGUAAUUGUUGUGCUAGACAUUGUUAUUCAUAGUGUGGAGGAGUAGGUGUCAUGUUCCCUUCCUGCUUUUGGCUCGAAUGGAAGAGCUUAGUGUGUUUGUAAAUCCAUAAAUUAUCACAACUUCCUUUCUUGAUGGAAUGUGUAGCUCCUUACUGCAAUUUUUAAUCCCACCAAGUCCUCUCUUUGGUGGCAUGGCGAAUCCUCUUCUAGGAGCUCUGGGUGGAUGGAGGUUCUUAACGUUUUGUAGGUCAAUGUGUGCUAGUUCUUGUCUAUUUUGACAGCAUCCUGGACCUCUUUCUCUCAUCUUAGUGAUGAACAAUAGGAGGAUGGUAACCUAUCCCGUGUAUCAACAGCGAUGAUGUGCAGUAAAGUAAAAUAUAUAGGAAUCCAUUGUUUGAUCAUUCCCUAGCCGUGCCACGUAACUUCAGUUUGUGGGGCAGUUGAAGUGCAAAAUAGAAUAAUUUUGCAAGCUGGAUCCUGCUUUCAUGAAGUUGGGAUUCUUAGAUGAGAAAGAACGUGUCGUACUCUUCUAAGUAUUAAACCCACAGUACGAAAGAAUGGACUCUAGUUAAGGUUGGACACCAACCGUCCUUCACAGCAAGAGAGUCAAGAGCACGCAAAGCUGCUGCACGCCUUCCGUAACGCUUCUGAUUAUUUGUAAUACCGCGAAGAAUAUAUAAGUAUGUCAGU